UUUUUGUUUUCUACGUUUCUAUUUCCAAGUCAUAGAAUCAAUAUUAAAACACUGUGUAUGGUCCUUGUAAAUUGUUAAUUAAUACAGACUUGACUCCGACUUCAAUUCUCACUUGGUUUCCUUGAAAUUUCAUAUCUGAAUAUAGAUAUAUUUAUCAAAAAACCGGCUAUAGUUGUUAUGCUGCGAUAAACGAUGAUGGUCUUAUAAACAAAUCAAUGACGAAAUAGGAAUAAGACGGACUGUUGAAAAGUUAAUUUCCGUUUUUAAAAUUAAAACGUGUGACCCCAAUCAUGUCCAAGAGCAAGCCACUACCCGAAGGCAAUAUUCAAGUCAGGGAGUCAAUUUUGACUGAGCUUUUUGAGAGCAACGUCCACAUAAGAACAGUUCGCAACUUAUUUGUGGUUCUUUUGCUGUAUUUGUUUGUAAAUACAGUCGCAACAGAUUAUUUCCAAAAUGGAGAGUCACAAUUUGGGUUUCGCCUUAUAAAAUAUUGCUUUGGUAAAGUAUACAUAGCAGCACUGGCCUGGGUAGUCUUUGUAGCAAUCAGUUUUCUGUGUUACUUAAGCUUUAAAAUGUGGGCGAAUAUUAGGAUCGUCUUGUUCCCAAAAUCAACAAGUGUUAAACUGUUGGAUUUUUCGAGCCUUUCCCUAUUGGUUGGUUACUAUAUUUUCACAUUUCACAUGCCAAUGUACGUGGUAAGAACAUUCGAUCUUCCUCUAGCAUCGGCAACAAUAGUUCUUGCAGAACAGGUUAGAAUAGCGAUGAAAAUCCAUGCUUUUGUACGAACCAAUGCUCCAAAAGUAUUAAAUUGUAAACCUCACGUCGAAGAUCUUGUAAAAUUACCCACUUUCUGGAACUUUCUCUACUUUAUGUUCGCCCCGACGCUGAUUUACAAAGAUGAAUACCCAAGAACCAAAACCAUCCGCUGGUCUUUUGCCGCAUGCCGUCUGUUGGAAUUAUUCUCUGAAAUCCUAUUCUACAGCAUCAUAUUCGAUCAGUACAUGCUUCCGCCUUACAGAGACUUCGGAACCAGGAAGUUCACCUGGACCGAAAUAUUCCUUGCGAUUCUCAAGAACUCAGCUCCGGCAAUGAUGGCGGCGUUCCUGUGUUUCUACAUGGUGCUACAUUCGGUACAAAAUUUCUUCGCAGAAAUACUCCGUUUCGGAGACAGGGCCUUCUACGCGGACUGGUGGACCUCCACAGAGUAUUCAGUGUUUUACAGGAAAUGGAAUUUAGUUGUGCACAACUGGCUACACAUAUUCGUUUACAGAGACGUCAGAAUGUUAAUGCCGAUGAACAAAGUCUUCGCGACAGUGGCGGUCUUCGUUCUCUCAAGUCUGGUGCACGAAUGGGGCUUUUGCAAUAUGUCCGCCGCAUUCAUUCCAGUCGUUAGUGUAGAAUAUUUAGGCCUAGGUAUGAUUUUGUACUUUGUCAAAAUGCCGAAAAGUAGUCUCUUUAACGUAUUAUUCCUGUUUGGAUUUGCAUUUGGCACAAGCGCACUUUUUUGCUUCUAUAAUUUGGAAUAUUAUGCGAGGCAGAACGCACCUAUUGAGGUUUUUGAUAUUUGGCACCGUGUUUUGCCUAGAUUAUUCACGUGCGACUGCAUACAGGGACUACAGGGUUAGAAAAACAAAACUACUAACAUUUAUUUUAACAAAGAUCUAAUAUGGUAAUUGGUACAUCAUAUGAUUCAUUCACAUAUUCAUAUAUAUCAGUACAAACUAAGCAGAGUGGCAUAGCUACGAGGAACUACUAAAUCAAGGGGAAAAUGAGCAAGUUUGUUGUAUAUAAUCUUGCUAUUCGUAAAUUUAAAAUAAAUAUUGCAUCAUCUUCAAGGUCAUGAACUCAACCUAUUACGGUUAUUAGGAAUAGUGAUUUGAUUAUUAAAAUCUUGUUCAAUAAAAAUUGUAAUUAUUCAUACAUUUUGGUUAAUUACUUUGACCAUGA
This is a messenger RNA of Anoplophora glabripennis (Asian longhorned beetle), 1947 nucleotides long. Its product is annotated as sterol O-acyltransferase 1-like. Lineage: Eukaryota; Metazoa; Arthropoda; Insecta; Coleoptera; Cerambycidae. The coding region runs from base 291 to 1625 and encodes 444 amino acids. The record is from RefSeq and is a predicted model, not a curated record. Gene Ontology annotation, cellular component: endoplasmic reticulum membrane. Gene Ontology annotation, biological process: cholesterol metabolic process. The transcript is spliced from 6 exons.